Molecule: messenger RNA, 930 nt
Organism: Melampsora larici-populina 98AG31
Lineage: Eukaryota; Fungi; Basidiomycota; Pucciniomycetes; Pucciniales; Melampsoraceae
Exons: 2
Coding region: 1-930 (309 amino acids)
Source: RefSeq, a predicted model, not a curated record
AUGGCUUCGAAUAAGAAAGUUGUGUGCAGGGCCAGCAACGAGAACAAUCAAGCCACAAUUUUAGGAAAAUUCCAAGAUCUCCCAUAUCGACUCGGGGAACAGAACCAUGAAUGUCAACAUUGUGGUGCUUUGAGAUGGGGGGAAGAAAGGACUAAACUUAAAUCAAAACAUCAAGAAGAAACUUAUUCGAAUUGUUGCCAGCAGGGUUCGGUAACUUUGCCUUGGGGGGAAUUCGAGGGACCUACGCUCCCUGAUAGUCUCUUGAAAUUGUACACUGGAGAAGACAAAGAAUUUCAGGACAAUAUCACUCACUACAAUAACACGUUAUCAUUCACAUCUCUUGGUGUGAAAGUAGACCAAUCCGUCGCAGGCCAAAAGGGGAUCAACACGUUCCGGGUAUCAGGACAAUUGGCGCAUCGAAUCGGAUCCGCUUUACCAGCCGCGAAGAAAAUUCCUUCCUUUGCACAGAUAUACGUCGUGGGAGAUGGAGGCGAAGGGGAGGUUGACGUAAGGCUAGGACAUUUCAAAAAAAAUAAUUUAUCGAAGGAGAUAAUGCUCGAACUUCAAAAUGUCCUGAAUGACGUGAACCCCUAUGCUGAGUUUCUAAAAUCUUCGGCCACCGUCCUAGAGUCGAGGCCCUCACUCCGAAUCAUGCUCAAGACCUUACCUCCGGGGAAAAGAGAAGUGAAAACUUAUAACAAACCCCGACCUCAAGAUGUCGCUGCAAUCGUCGAAUCAUCUGAAAAUUUAGACGAUAAGCCCCGACACAUUAUCCUCCAUCGAAAGAAUAAUAAGCUAAAGCACAUUACGGAUUUAAGUACUGGUUACUUACCUCUUCGGUAUCCACUCAUGUUACCUUUUGGGUCGCAGCAGUGGGAUGAUGAUUAUGUUUCACCUACUGUGAAACAAAACAACAAAAGUGAGUUGUAG